AUGCUAAGAAACACAAAAGCCGGAGCCGAGGCCCUCACACCAGCAGCCCUCUUGCAGAAUCUCCCCAAACCCACGACAAUUACAAGCAGCAGGGCUGCAAUUGANAAAAAAAAUGAGCGCGAAGAAAAUGACUUUGUGCGUAACUGUACACAAUUAGAGAAAGAGAGAGAACCUGAGAGGGGGAGGAGAGUGAAAAGGGAUGCGGUGGGGAGAAUGAGAGGGAGAAAAGAGAGCGUGAGCUGGGUACAAAGAACAGAGAUGAAGGAGACCAAGCAGCCAAAGCACAGGUGCAAGAAUAAAGGAUCAAACACAAGAAAUACACAUUACAAGCAAGCACACGAUCGAUCAGUAUGCGAGGGUCUCGACCCCAUCCGUGUUGUGCUGGCCGUUGCCCUGAAAAGUCUUGACGGUCGCGAAUCCCUUGGCGUUGACGAACUUUCCGGUGCCCCCCAUGAUGGCCAGGUGCGACUCGGCCACUGCCGUGCGAUGGACCCCAAAGAGGCUAAGGCUGUCGGCGUAGCUCCCGCUUGCAAACAUGACGGUGAACGCCAUGGUCAGGCUGCUCCCGUCCUCCGAGCUGGCCACGUAGAACCCCUGCGCCUUGCCGACGAGCCCCGACUCGAGGUCUCGGCCCUCGGUCAGCUCGUCGUCGAACACGGUCAUGGUCCCGAACAUGAGCUUUUGGAGGGUGGUCCCGGUCGAGAACUGGGCGCUGGGAUGGUGGGCCCCAUCGCCGCCCUCCGGGACGGAGGAGGAGCCGUCGGUGGCAGAGGUGGGGCCGGCGACGGCAUCCUCCCCAUCGAUGGAGGAGCCGCCUCCAGGGGCGAUGGCACCCUCCUCGUCAAUGGGGGAGCCGCCGCCAACGGAGGUGGGGCCGGCGGCGGCAUCCUCCCUGCCUCCGAGGGCAGUAGUGGAGGGGGCAGUGACGGCCUCCCCGUCAAUGGAGGAGCCGCCUCCGGGGACGGUGGCGGAGGUGGCGGCAGCGGGAUUCUCCUCGUCGAGGAGGAUACGGGCGGGGGAGGCGGAGGAGAGGAGGAGGAGGAAGAGGGAGAGGAAGGAGAGGAGGCCAUUGAGUUUAUGGUGGGAGGCCAUGAUUGUUGUUUGUGUUUUGGGAAUGUGUUUUUGGAGAAGGGAGUAGCUAGCGAUGAUUGUUUGUUAACAAAUGUGAGGGGGUUGAGUUAG
Molecule: messenger RNA, 1182 nt
Organism: Striga asiatica
Lineage: Eukaryota; Viridiplantae; Streptophyta; Magnoliopsida; Lamiales; Orobanchaceae
Source: the annotation of a GenBank genome assembly